Mytilus californianus (California mussel) is the source of this 2755-nucleotide messenger RNA. RefSeq lists its product as uncharacterized. NCBI's taxonomy places the organism in Eukaryota, Metazoa, Mollusca, Bivalvia, Mytilida, Mytilidae. The record is from RefSeq and is a predicted model, not a curated record. The transcript is spliced from 14 exons. The coding region runs from base 264 to 2573 and encodes 769 amino acids.
CAAUCUCAAUGUAGUGUUGCCUAUGUGAACAACUACAGAAAAUGGUAACGGAUCAUGAAAUGCAAUGGAUUCAAAGACACAGUUUAUUAACCCAUUUUCUCCCUUACAAUGACGAAUCUAGGAAAUAAUAGACGAACUCGCACUAUCAGAAAAGACAUAGGAAAACUCAUUCACACGCCUAUCAGUUUUCAUCCAAAUGAUAUUUAAGCACAAGCUUAGAUCAAUUUAAAUGACAGAAAAAGGGAAGCAACAUCAUAUAGAAGAUGGUUUUUUUAAAGGCAGUGAUGCAUGCGAUCUUUAUCAUCAAUUUGGUGUCCAGUGUUACUACGGAAUAUGAUUUCAAAUGUCCGCAUGAAUCCCACAGAAUGAUACGCGCCCAUUGGCAUUGUAAUACAACAGAAGAAAAUUAUUCUUGUUUAAAAGAUGUCCGAGAGGACUCUUAUAGAGAGUCUUGCUUAUAUAAAUCUGAUUUCGUCAGAAUGGGUCAAAAGUAUGUCAUUAAAGGCAAUAGAAGGAGUAUGAACUGCACUGUCAAAAGGUAUCAACCAUUCAAAUUUUAUUCGUCACAACUUAGCAAGUGCGCCUUUAUGAAAUCAUCAUGUGAUGAGGAAGGUCAACUAAUAUUUACUGCUGGCUCAACAAAAGAAGAUAGCACAUGUAACUGUGAUUAUACACGAGGAUACACUUUUCUAGUACGCCCUAGAAAUAUUCGGUUUUGCAUGCCAGAACAGGAAGAUUGUACAUAUUACUUAACCACCUGUCCACAGAACAAUGGAUUGUCAUCUGAUUAUGAAUGUACACAAGAUCCUAUGUCAUCUUCAUUUGUCUCAUUCAUUGUACAACCAAAGUCAAAAAAGAAUGAAACAGUGAAACACGGAAAUCUUGAUGCCUUUCAAUAUAACUUAGCACUUCCAACAAGACAAUACAGAAUAGUAGCUGUAACAACAAUAUGUGUAACAUCAUUAAUUGUAAUAGCACUUGUCUUGUACAGUAGAUAUCAUGGGCAGAUCAUGCGGAUGAAUUACACCAAAAAUAACAGAGAUGAAUUAGAUGGACAUAAAAAAGAUUUUAACUCAGAGAAUAACUGCAAUAAAGAGCAUAACACACAAGAUACAUCUGGUGAAGAUAAAGUUUCAAUAGGUAGCCAUUGUGAAGAUUAUAUCACAGAAGAUGGACCUAGUGAUAAUGAAGAUAUAGAGAAUACCUGCAAUAAAGAGCAUAAUACACAAGAUGCAUCUGGUGAUGAUAAAAUUUCAAUGGGUAGCUAUUUUGAAGAUUAUAUCAUAGAAGAUGGACCUUGUAAUGAUGAAGAUACAAUAGCACGAUGUAUUGCCGCUACUAUUGAUAAGCUAGAGAAAAUACUAUCAAAUCUGGAUAAACAAACAGCAAUAUCCAUUCGUCAAAUCGUAAAGUCGAAAAAUUAUCAUCGUAAAGAAGUACUUGAUUUUCUUGUUGCUGUUCAAGACAUACUACAAAAUGACAACACAGAGGAAAUGAACCUUGUGGCAGGGGUUAAGCUGAUACAAAUCAUUUCAGAAACCAAUAAUACUAUAACAUCUAUAAGCGGAGAAGAAAUUGAUUGCAUUCAAAUACCAGCGAUUGUGUUACAAUGGCUAUGUGCAAUUCGAGUAAUGAAAAUAGAGAAGAAGGACAAAUUGCCAGAUGAUAUGAAUUCAGAUAUCAUUGCCAUUCGAAAAAAAAUGGAAACACUUGAUAAGAGACUUACGGAAAACCAGGAAUACUCUAACACUUUGGUCAACGAGAUAACGUGUUUUGUUGAAAAUAUACAGAAAAAAAUAUCUAUCUUAAUGGAAAGCAAAGACACAUGCACUAAGGAUGAAGUAGUAAGAGUGCAAUAUAAAUCGCAUACAUUGAUUAACCUUUAUAUGGACGUACAGUUCCUAAGAUCUGCAUAUUGUAUCCGAUAUUACAGCCAUGGUGAACCUUUUACUGUGGAUAAACACCAUAUGAUGUUAACAAAACUUAGGGAUAUAGAAAAACCUCAAGCAAAUUUCCUGAAACAAUUCGCCCAACCAACAAAAGACACCGUUGCGUUUUUUGCUUUAUUCCAUCCAUCAGAAUAUGACUGUAUUACUGAUUACAUGAAGGUUAAAGGAAUUUACCUCCAAGAUCUCUAUGAUGUGUUGAACAAUAAAAUGUUUGCGAUUCGUCCACAAAAAUGGCUACAACAUCGAGCAGUGAUGUCUUACACUCCUACAGGAACAAUAUGGAGUGCCAAAAAUCCUGAUGAUAAAUGCAGUAUGCUCUUCGAAUUUAAAUCACUUUCGAAAGUCGACAAUACAUUUCUAAUCAGAUCAGUUCAAUGGCCUUCUUGGUAUAUGUAUAUGAAAGAGAAUGCAGCUUUAAGAGGUCAGAAAAAAAAGACAGGCCCCAAAAGAGAAUGGAAAAUAGUACGUCUUGACAACGAAAAAUACAUGAUAUGCACGCGAAAAUGGCCUAGCAAAUUUAUAUAUAUGGACGGUGGUCUUUUGGGAAAAGUUAUCGCUGCUUACGGAGACCCGGGUACUAGUGGUUAUUUGGAUUUGAUACAUGAAAAUGAAAUUGACUUGUAAAUACCAAAAAAAAUUUCAUGAUUUUCAUAAAAUACAGUAUGCUACAAUGCGUUUCAAAUAUGUGAGGAAAGAGUUUAGAGCGUCAUGCUAGGUUAUUUUAUUUUUGUUAUUUAAUUACAGAGGAAAAACUAUCACAAAUGUUUUUUUUUCAUUUGUUUUUAGCCUUAAAUUUAUUGAUAAAG